GUAAAAAGCAGCGACUUGGGGGGGGGGGGGGGGUUUGGACUCAAUCAGUUAGCGUGUGAGAACGCCAAUUUUUAUUUAUUUAUUUUUUAUUUAUUCCGUGCCGCCCAAGGUGGACGUUGUAGUUCGGUUGUCGGUCACUGUGUUAGCUUGGCACGUUGACAAACCCUUUUCUGGGGCGUCAGCCAAUUUCCUCGCUAUCUAGUGUUUGCAUUUGCAUUAGCAGCGGACGACAAAGAUGAUAGCGCUCAUUAACAAACUACUGGACUGGUUCAAGGCGCUCUUCUGGAAAGAGGAGAUGGAGCUGACCCUCGUGGGCUUGCAGUAUUCUGGGAAGACCACAUUUGUCAACGUGAUAGCGUCAGGUCAGUUCAGUGAAGACAUGAUUCCCACUGUGGGCUUCAACAUGCGGAAGAUCACCAAGGGCAACGUCACCAUCAAGCUGUGGGACAUAGGCGGGCAGCCUCGAUUCCGGAGCAUGUGGGAGCGUUACUGCAGAGGAGUGAGCGCCAUAGUAUACAUGGUGGAUGCAGCCGACGCAGAGAAGAUCGAAGCCUCCAAGAAUGAACUCCACAACCUGCUGGAAAAACCUCAACUGCAGGGAAUUCCUGUUCUGGUUCUGGGCAACAAGCGGGACCUGCCAGGAGCGCUGGACGAGAAGGAGCUCAUAGAGAGGAUGAACUUGUCAGCCAUCCAGGACAGAGAAAUCUGCUGCUACUCCAUCUCUUGCAAGGAGAAGGACAACAUUGAUAUAACCCUCCAGUGGCUGAUCCAGCAUUCCAGGACAAAGAGGAGUUCCUGAGAGUAGACAACCUCAAACAUGGCCGCCAAACCUCCUAGACCAGGGCCCUCCCAUGUCAUCCCUUCAUUUUCAUGUUGCAUAAAGUUCACUAUCCCUGACACCUCUGCAUCCAACGUGAAAAGCUCCAAUAUUGUGGCAAAAACACAGGAAGCAGGAAACCUCCAAUAAAUCCCAGUCCCUCCUGGUCUUCCAGUCUCAAUUAACCCACUCAAGUUUUUCUUAACAAAACAAAGAAGGAAGCGUUUUAAACUUUGUCAGGUGAUAUGUCAGCCAUUUUGACUCACUCCUUGUAGAAAGAGAAACUCCACGAGAAAGAUGAACCUCUGUUUCGUCUUCUCAUGUCACCUUUCUCAUCAUCUCUUCAGUUUUCUUCCCUUCAAAACGUUUUAAUUGCAUUCUUGAUUUUGUCUUUGUAUGAUAAUAAUAACAAUGUUGAUAAUCUUUUCAUGUAGACCUUAGUUUUGUAUUUUUAUUGUUUUUGACUUAGUGGAUGCCAGAGUUGUGAUGAUCAUGCUAUUUAUUGCAUUACUUUAUCAAUAAGUUGAAUCUGACUUUUUUGGGAGAUCUCAGCCAUUUUAAACGUGAUCCACUUGUUUUUCCUCCAGUGCAACGGGAAAUGUAAAAGUUGGUUUCACAUUGACUUAAUGAAUUCAGAAGAAAUGUGGGAUUUUGUGCAACAAAAUACAUCAAUGAGGAAAUGAAGUGUGUCUGCGGUAACAAGCUUUUAAACAUAUGAGAACAAAAUGAACAUGGACAAUGCCUCUGUCACUCUUCUCUGUGGGCUUUUUUGUAAAAAUGUCUUUGAGAUCAUACAACUGAAAUGCAAAAUUAAAGUAUGACAUGAAAGCUUG
Messenger RNA from Syngnathoides biaculeatus (alligator pipefish), 1650 nucleotides. Its product is annotated as ADP-ribosylation factor-like protein 8A. NCBI's taxonomy places the organism in Eukaryota, Metazoa, Chordata, Actinopteri, Syngnathiformes, Syngnathidae. The record is from RefSeq and is a predicted model, not a curated record. Gene Ontology annotation, biological process: anterograde axonal transport; protein transport. The transcript is spliced from 7 exons. Gene Ontology annotation, cellular component: lysosomal membrane. Bases 236 to 799 code for a protein of 187 amino acids. Gene Ontology annotation, molecular function: GTP binding; GTPase activity.